CAAACUGCACUACACAUUAUUUCUACUAGAUAUAUCGAAAAAGAAGAUAUGGCGAAGUUGUUAAUUGACGGUUGUAUUAAUCUGAACUUACAGGACAAGGAUGGAAAUACUGCGUUACAUUAUGCUUGCAGAAGAAGUCACAACCAUAUAGUAGAAUAUUUGUUAUUCAGACAUUGCAAUUCUAAUAUACGGAACUAUGCAGGUGAAAGGCCAAUAGGCGUGGUCAGAGAAAAUGCAGACAUACUUAAGAUAUUUAAGGAAUAUGAAAUGUGGCUUUUACGUGGUCUUCCAAUUGAAUUCGGAAAAAUGGAUACGAAUUCAGCGCAUGUAUUCUCAAGUCUAUUGAAGGAAGAAAGUUAUCCUCACUAUGAGUCAAGACUUAUGUUAGCUGGCGAACAGGGCACUGGGAAGACAACUAUAGCGAGAUAUCUUGUCGGUAAACGACCCACUAAAUUAAGAAUGUCAACUGAUGGAAUAGAAUUAUACAAUGGUCUUUCAUAUAUGGAUCGUGAUUCAAAGGAAUGGCUUGGUGGAAAGCAAGAUUUCUCCCUGGAAGAAAUAAUCGUUAGCAGAUCCCUUUUUAAUGAAGAAAAUCUAAAGAAGAGUGUUAAUUUAUAUGAAACAACAGCAACAACCCAAGAUGUACUAGGUGCAACACAAAAUGUAUCAUUGCCGGCAAGGGGAGGGAUUCUUAGACUAGCAUCAAAUGAAACAUCAAAGUCGGAAACAAUAUCGGAAGAGUCAGAAUUCGAUGAAUCCUGUCUGGAAAGAAGAACCUCUAACAGAUCCCAUUUUCAAGACGACAAAAUAAAGAAGAGUGUUGGGUUAAAUGAGGGAAACCCAACCAGUCAAGGUGUACUAGCCAUGACACAAGAAAUGUCAUUCAACAUGUUCAAGGUCAACGAAUCAAUUGAAAAAAUAAUUUCCGAUACAACACAAUCAGAAAAUGUCACAACUCUGUCUGAUCAUCAAUUUAAAACCAUACCAGUUGAUGUUGGUAAUAUAUAUAAGAAUACCAGCAAACAAUUAACAGGCCGUGUAUUUGAACAGACAACGAAAGAACAGUACAAAGACAUUGACGAUGACGAUUAUAAAACAGACAUACAAUACAAACUUCCUACUUCAGAAAUGCAACAAGGAUCAUUGAAAACUGACAUACAAAGUUCAGACGGCUUUGUGAAAAGGAACAAAGAAGUACUACAAUGUGUUUUACCUGAGAAUGCAAAUACUGAAUCGUCGGAUGCCGGAGACAUAAUUGAAGUUUUACCUGAUAAUGAAAAAGCGAAUGAUGACUCAGAUGGUUCGCGUAUGGAGUCAGGCUUCACCAGUGAGAUGCAUACAGAAUCUGUUAUUAAACCAGGAAUUAUCAGAAAGCUUAAAAACUUUUUUGGAAUUUCCAAAAAAGUCAAGCAAGUCAAAGUAUCAAUCACAAAAGAAACAUUCCUAGAAAAGUCUUUUAUAGCUGGAAUAAAGCAGUUGCACAACAAACAGAUAGCACCAAUAAUCAUCUGGGAUUUCGGAGGACAGGAUGUUUUCUAUUCAACUCAUCAGACAUUUCUAACAUACAGAGCUAUUUACAUGAUUGUAUUGGAUGGAAGUAGAAAACUCGAUGAUCCAUGUCCGUAUGAACAGUAUCUACCGGGAAAGAGUGAACAUAAAACAGCAAGGGAUUAUCUGAUCUUCUGGAUCAACACAAUCGUUACAUACUGCCAGGGAAGUCAUCGGGGAUUUCCUAAAAUUAUGGUGGUUUUAACUCACAAAGAUCAAGUAAAAGAUGAUGAGGUUGAAGAAAGACGAAAUGAAACAUUUGCAGAAAUUAGAAAGAUGUUCAACAAAACGUCAUUAGGACGACAUUUGAUAAUUAAGAAUAAAAUAUUUGUCAACGCUCUUGACGAAAAUGACCCAGAAAUGAGGAAGUUAAAGAAGCUUAUCAUGAGCGAAUCAGAGUGGCAACCGACAUGGGGUGAACUCCUUCCAAAGUGCUUUAUCCCUUUAGAGUUAGAAUUUGCAUCGCUGAUCAGACGCAACAUUCAUUUGAUAACCCUAGAGCAUCUAAGGAAAAUUAACUCCUUACAGCCUAUUAGACCGUUGUCAGAAGAUGAGUUGAAGGUAUUUCUGAAAUUUCAACAUUCAAUUGGAAAGUUGCUGUACUUCGAUGAACUUAAAUUGGACGACCGUAUUAUUUUGUCUCCAACCCUCCUCAUCGAUGCCUUUAAAUCAAUUGUUACAGAAAAGCGCUUUUGUAAAGGAGACAGAAAAAGAGAAGAAAUAUGGGACGCAAUGGGAAAGAAAGGGGUGGUAUCAAAACAAGCAAUACAAAAAGUUUGGAAGAGAAAGAAAUAUGCGAAAUUCUACAAAGACAAAGAAUACUUAUUAGAUGUCAUGAACCAUCUAGAUAUAUUGGUCGAACCAAAGAGAUACGAUUCUAAGCGAAUGCGUGUACUUGCCGACUUCUACUAUGUUGCAAGUAUGGUACGAGCUAAUGAUGAUACCGGAUACCUUUAUUCAUCUGGCAUCACACAACGAAAUAUUGCCAUAGCCUUUAUAUCGACAUCAAUGAUGAUACCUCCAGCAUUAUCUUUCAGAUUUAUAAGUUACUGCUUAUCUGUCUGGGCGGUUAAGACAUAUGGAGAAGCCAACACGGACAUGCUGUUCCACAGAUCAGGAGUGUUCACAAUUGAUCCUUCCUUGGAUAUGUAUAUUCUUUGCGAAGAUGACAAGAUAAUCGUCCGUCUUGUUCAUGCCAGAACAAACGCACUCAUAAUGAGGGAUCUUGCUUCCAGCAUCAAUGAAUGUUUAACAUCUGCCUUGGAGAAAAUAAGUCAGCUGUAUAUUAGAACCAGCAGCGAUCAGAGUCACAACAGUGAUGCUUCCUUUGUGACCAGGAUAUGUUGUAACUCACCAGAUAAGCCAUGCAUCUUACCAUUCGAAAGUCUUCCAAAUGUAGGCAAAACAUGGAAAUGUCCUACUCAUGGCAUUGAACACAACAUACACACGAUCAAGUCGUGGAUACCUCGAAAACAGGAGGAAUACGGAUGUGAAUCGGGGUGCCCAGUUACAAAUGAAGAGUUUUUGAAAGAGUUACCAUCAGAUCUACAUCUACGUCGGUUGUCAUUAAUGUACAGCAGUAAUGAAGUCAGAGAACUGGCAAUACAUUUAGGAUUGUCAGCUACAUACGUAGAUAACACAGUAAAUACAGGGGAUCCAACGGUGUGGAAUUGUGAAGUUAUUCGACAAUGCCGGGAUAGCCAUGCGGUGACAUUUAAAAAAAUCAAAAAUGCAAUAGUAGCCGCUGAAAAGGGAAACAUCCAUAAACUUUGCACGCUUGUGAAAGGUGAUUUUAUUGAUUUUGACAGGGAGCCAGAGAAGUGGGAUGUAGUACCUACAGAGGAACACAUUGACAGAUUGGUUCCAUUGGUUGGAAACAAAUCUCUCCCAUUCCUGAUCGAACUUGGCAUGGAUUUCCAUACUUGGGAGCGGAUAAGCCACAAGCAAAAUGAACGGGAUUUGGUACGACUGAACAAAGAUAUUUUAGAAGAAUGGAGCAAUAAGUUUUGUCGGAUGCACAGUCUAAAACCAACCUUGAGGACGAUUGCUCAGUCAUUUAGUAACAUAGGCAAAAAUGUUAAAAUUGUGGAAAAUGCCUUACUGGAUUUGUUUUAAGUCUUUUGAUUCCAUCAUCAUUACACCUCUAUUUUAUCUCACGAGGUUGAAUAUUGAAUUAUUUUAUAUCUAAGUGAUUGCAAUUACAACUUUUCAGUUGAAGACACAAAUGACGAUAUUCUAUGUUCAUAGCUUGUAAUUGACAUAUCUACUGAAAUCUUCAAAUGAUGAAUAUAUCUUAUGUGUACAGUACCGCUUAUAUUGUAGAAUUAAUUUCAGUUGCUUAUUGUACGCAGACAUCUCUGUCAGACAAUAGUCCUAUUUUAUUUUAUUACAGUUUGGUUUUAUUUUUAUGAGACGAGCUCAUAAUAAUCCAAUUAAUGUCAACAUAUUUCUGUAAUUUCCUAUAUUUAAGGAUCUGGAGCUAAUACAUUGGUAAGAUAUGCUUUGUUCUGUGAUUGAUAAUGUUUAAAAGUAUAAUUUUGUAUUUAAUUUAACACUUAAACGAUCCUCAGAAAAAACGUCCACGUUUACUUGACCUCCUUUGAGACUAAUCAAACUUGGAAAUGCUUCUAUAUUUUAAAGUUAUUUCAAAUAAAAAAAACAUCAUAAAUCAAAUUUAUUUGAGCCACAUAUUUCUCUUUGAUCAUUUGAUUGUUAAUUUGUUUUAAUGGUCAUUAACGUGAUUAAACUUAUAACUUUGCUAUAAUGACAAAGGUAAUACUUCUGUUUUAAAAUCUAUUCGGAAUCAAAUUAAUUAAGAUGUUAAUAUCGGACUAUUCAUUAACGUUGUUUUUAUACCAAGUUGUUGUUUUAUUUUCAAUAACUAAAGUAAGUUCUCCCUUUAUCAUUUAUUUUAAAAUCAGUUUGUUCUUGUGUUUAUAAUUAUUCUUACAAAAAUUAACGAAACUAACAAAUAAAUUUGCCUUCUAGCCAAUGCCGUUUUUUUUAGAUAUAUAGGUUUGAUUUUACCUGCCUCAGGUCAAACCAAAACUUUUUAUAUUUCCAUUUUCCACCAACUCAGCAGCACACUUUAGAAUAAAGAUACAAUUUUAACCAGUAUUCUAUUAAAUGUUAUUGAAGCUAUAAAGAUGGUAGGAUGUUUUCUAACUGAAGGUAAAUUGAAGAAAAAAAAAUACAAUGAUCGGUGACAGACAGCCGCAGACAAUUUUUUCCUCAAAACGAAUACAUGCAGUAAAAUUCUUUCGUAAUUUGUUUUACCUAAUACAUGUUUGACACAGUAUUCAAAAAGCAUUGCACAAUCAAUUGUACAAAAUGGAGAUUCCAGUGCUUGUUAUAAAUUAACAUUUUUGUUUGAUGCAAUAUACAACAUUUCUGGUUAGGCGCAAAAUAACUUCUCAGUGAUAAUGCAGCUAUGACAUCCCACCGUUUACCUUUGUGAUACAUAUAUAUGGGUAACAGUAUAUGUCACGUGCUAACUUACAAAGAAUCAAUGUAUUACGUUAACACUGCUUUCAAAUUGAUAGAACUGAUAUGUGUAAAUUCGGAUGCAUCAUCAUGUUUCACUACAAAAGUCAAAAAGUCUGAAAAGAGCAAUUUUUGUCUGAAUUUGCAUGAAUUUUAACUCGACAUUCUUUCUUUGUCUGAAUUAUUUAAAAAAAAAUGCUGAACAAAGUAUGAAUUUGUCUAAUAUUGUUCUUGAUUUUUUACUGACAAAUGUCUUGACAGUAUUACCAUUGUCUAAAAUUUUCUCGACACUUUCUGUAUCAUUUGAUAAGAGUCUUGUUUAGUCUCGACCAAUUCUUGACUGUCCUAAAUUUGUCUCGAUCAGUCUUGACAUAUUCUUGACAUUCUUAAUAAUGUCUGAAUAUGUCUUGACAUAUUCUUGACAUUCUUAAUAAUGUCUGAAUAUGUCUUGACAUAUUCUUGACAUUUUCAAUAAUGUCUGAAUAUGUCUUGACAUAUUUUUGACAAUCCUUAUAGUGUCUGAAUAUGUCUUGACACAUUCUUGACAGUCUUAAAAUUGUCUAUAUAUAUCUCGACAUAUUCUUGAUGUCUUAAAGAUGUCUUGACUCUAUCUCAACAGUAUAAAUUUUGCCUGAAUUGUGUAUAGACAACAUUCCGCUCUGUUUAAACACUUUCUUUUGCUGUUAUAUACUCGUCUAUAUUAUCGCUAAACUAAUCUUAGAAGAAUUAUGAGACAAUAAUACUUUGUUAAUUAUAAAAAGCCGAAUUUUGGUACAAUAAUUGUUUAUUUGCCAUUUUAACUUAUAAAAUUAUGCAUGUAGAAUGAAAUAUGUCUACAAUAUGAUUGGUUUCAAUCAUUUAGCAAUUAUUUAUAAGAUUUAUGACUCAACAUUUGUAAUUAUUGACAAACUCACCUUUAAAUUGGUUUGUAUCAACAUACCCACAUUUGUGUUUGUUAAUACUUUAAAUUUCAUACCUAUAUUUGUAUUUAUAAAUAUAUACAUAUAUAUCCACAUUUUUAAUUAUACAAAUAUUUACAUGCCCAACUUUUGCUUUUGUAGUGAUAAGUGAACUUGAAACAACAGUAUACACGUAUUAUACAAAGAGAAAUAAAGAUAAAGUUAUAUCAUGUAUAUUGGUCAUGAUUUGUAAUAGUCAGAACUGUCAAGUAAAAUUAAGACACAAUACAAAAUUUUCAGAUUAUGUCAAGCCAUGCUGAGAAAAAAAUAAGAAUGUCGAGAAUCUGUCGCGAAAUAUUAAGACAGUAUCCAAAUGUCAAGAAUUUGUUAAGAAAUUUUGAGACCAUAUUCAGAAUGUCGAGAAUUUGUCGAGUAAAUUUCAUACAAAUUUAAUAUAAAUCAGAUUUUGUCAAGAAAAAAUAAGACACAAGUUAUACUAUUGGAGAAUGUCGAGUAAUUGUUCAUGCAAAUUAAGACAAAAAUUGGUCUUUGCAAACUUUUGUAGUGUUUAUUAUCAACAUCUGUAUUCUUACUGAAAUGUUUUUAAACACUAAUAUGUCUAUUUUUACUAUGUUAAUGCAUUUGUUGUUUGAUAUCAUAAUUGUUGUUUCAACGUAUGAUUAUUCAAUUAGUCAUUUUUUUUACUCUAUAAGCUGUGCAAUAUUACAAGGAUUUUGUUUCGGUCCUUUGAGCAAUAUUAUGAAAUUAUGAAAUGCUAGAGAAAUCAAUUAAAUUAUAUAUAUAUAUAUAAAUAUAUAUAUGCUGUAUGAUUUUAAGAACACCCAUUUUGUCAUAAACACUAGCUGUUGUUUUUAGCACUCUAUAAUUAUAAAUUGAUGUGUCUUUAAAGGACACUAGCUACGAAAUACAUAAAAAAAAAAGAAUUAUGAUUUUUUUUCAACCAUAAACAAAAGUGAAAUAGUGAAAUAAUAAUUCGCUAUAAGCAGCUAUUAUGGUUAAAUUUUGUCAAAAUUAUCUAAGAAACAUCGAUGAUGAAUUAUUUACUUGCAAGUGAAUAAUUCGACUUUAUUAAAUCCGUAUUAAUGUAAACUUCAAUUUAGCCCCUUAGCUAGAUAUGGAUUAUGCAUGAUUGAUGCGUGGUAUGCUAUAAAAAGAAAAGAAUGUCAACAUUGAGAGUAGAACAAAGGUAAAUAAUUUGAUUGACUGAUUCGGUCCACAAAAAAUUAUUUUUAUACAGGUACAUUCGAAAAUUAACUUAUUUUUUAACCUUAAUAUUAUAAUCAAACAGACAUAGAAAAAUUCAUUUGCAUGAGGUCCAUAUAUCUAUUUAUAUUUAUGUCUAUGUCUAUAUCGUGUUAUGUGACCGUCGGUUGUUUUCGGGGUCAUCUCGAUGAUUAAUUAGACGGCGUCUAGACUAAAAUACACACGAAUCGAAGCUACAUAUUAUCAAUCCAUGUCGUGUAAAUUGUUUAUUUUAGACUUUUUCUAAUUUGGAUAAAUGUUUUACAUUGUUAUAAAUCUAAUAUGAGAAUUUGAGUCAAAUCGGUGAACAUGAAAUUGACAGCUAGUGUCCCUUUAAUGGUUAAUUUUGUGUUUCGAAAACAUCCAAUUCUUACAUGUUUAAAAAAAGCAUAACACAAAUAUGACUAAUGUAUUAUAAUUGGCUAUCGUUUCCUUUGGAUUAAACAUAACAAUAAAAAGGUAAUCAUUUUUAAAUUCCACAAAUAAGCCCUUAAGGAGUAACUAAAACAUUGACUUACAUAAAUUGAGCUCAAUUUAUUUUCAUAAAAUAUAGAAAAAAUGUUUACUUAGACAUUUUGAAAAAAUAUAAACAUUUCAAGAUAUUCAAACUAAAAAAAAAUAAAUACGUUGGAAAUAUAACAGUGUCAAAUACUUAUUUUGAUCUUUGAGUAGUCCGAUUUUUUUAUUAAUAUUAUGUUAUUACAACUUUCAGCUGAUUUUCAAAGAGUAAACUCUCGUAGGUGUUCUUCAGACCUUAAUUGGCGGAAUAAAAUUGGAUAUUAUUAAACAUAACACAUUGAAGUUUGUUUAUUUUUUACUUGUAAAAUAUAGACUCUCUUGUUAUCCUGUUGAUAUUCCAUUUUGAGUAAUGCUCUUGUUAUCUUGUUGAUAUUCCAUUUUGAGUAAUGCUAAUAAUACCUUUUAUGUUACAGUUAAAUUUGGGUUGUUUUACGCUGUCUGCUUUUUAUCUAUGUCUAUUUUUUUUCUAAAUCGUAGACAUCGAAUCGAAUUUAAAAAAAAAUAAUAACAUGCAAGGGGUUAAUUGCACAUUAAUAACAAUACAAAUGCAUUGCCUGGUACGAUGUUUACUCGUGUUCCUCGCUUUAAAUCUGUUCCUAAAGGUUGUACAAAAACAUCAUAUUUUCCGACAAUGUAAACAUAUUGCAUACGUUUACUUUUACUUAACAAAUUGUAUAGUUUUCAAUGAAUCAUAAACAUGGUAGUUCAGACAAGACAAGAACCAUAACAAUACUCUCAAUAACAAUUAUAUAUAAUGCGUGUUGUUUAUCUGUUUUCAUAUUAUUUAGCGGUCCGUAUUGUUAUGCUUGAUACCUAAUAAUAGAAUAAAAUAUAUACUUGCAUUCAA
Mytilus californianus (California mussel) is the source of this 8559-nucleotide messenger RNA. RefSeq lists its product as uncharacterized. Gene Ontology annotation, molecular function: protein binding. The transcript has 13 exons. The coding region runs from base 49 to 3663 and encodes 1204 amino acids. The record is from RefSeq and is a predicted model, not a curated record. NCBI's taxonomy places the organism in Eukaryota, Metazoa, Mollusca, Bivalvia, Mytilida, Mytilidae.